AUUGAUGGCGCCCCAGCCUUUCCCAGUCUUGGCAAUGGAGUCAGCUGGGUGAGAGAGUGGGGCGCUUUCAGAACUGUCUUGCCAGGUGCAAGUUGGGUGGAUUGUCCCUGCGUUCUUUGUUUGUCGGCAGGAGCUGAAAAGAAUUGAGCUGGAAGAGCUCUCUCAGUCUCUGCAACAGUCUCUUUGGUGGCACUCAUUGUAAGUUGCGGUUUAAGCAGGCAGCCUUUGCUACAGCUGUCGCUUUUGCAUCGGGGUUACUGCUAUCAAUCGGUGGAGAGCGGAACGAGCGUCAACUUGCCGUAUUCUCCAAAUCCUUGAACCCGCUUAUUUCUGACUAAUUUGAAGACGUGCUUGAAGCAGUUUGUUUGAAGCAUGGGGCAAACCCUUAGCAUGUGCAGCAGCCAGGCAGUGGUGCGGAGAGUUGAAGACGCAGACUUGGAGAAUGAGGAUGGCAUGUUUGGUCUACGGACCUUAGUCGUGGCGUCCGAGCAGGAGUCCAGCGAGUCCGAGGAGGGCAGCAGCCUAAGCUACCCAAUUUCGAGCAGAGACUCCGCUUAUGAGACAGCGGGGAGUGACGAAGAAGUCGCAGAAACUGACGACUCUCAAGGGGAUCAGGACCUGAUUAACAGCAUGCUGCCCAAUGAGAUACUGUGGCUUAUCUUCACCAAGCUUGAAGAGCCCCGUGAUUGGAGCGCCUCGGCGGUGGUCUGCCGCAAAUGGCUGAGCCUACUGCCUUCUGUGAUCGCGUGCGCCCCGAGCCCCGAUGACCUCACCCUUUGCAAGAAGGAGCGCCGGCGGCGGCAGGCCCUCCAGCGGCAGCUGGAAGAACGCCGAGUCAUUCUCGCAGGCCCGGUUGUCAGUGACACGCGCUUGCUCGCCCUCUCGGUCGGCGCGCACGGCAAGAACCGCCUGUCCAAGAUUGAGUUCGUCGACUGUCCCAAGAUCACUGACACCGGAUUCUCGGCGCUGGCGUCGGCCUGCAAGGACCUCCGUUUGGUGUCAAUCUCGGAAUGCGGGCAGCUCUCGGGGGAGGCGUUUGCGGCGAUCGGACACUGCCAAGGGCUGGAAGUUUUGCGCCUGCACGGGGCGGGAAUCUCGGACUCCGCGCUCGGGAAAGUCGCGCAGGGCUGCGCGAUGCUCCAAGAGCUGUCGCUGUCUGAUUGCACAGCUGUUGGGAACGAGGGUCUGACGCACGUCGCGGCGGGGUGUCGACGAUUGAAGCGUUUGGAAUUGAGCGGGCAGAGCGGCCUGACUGACACUGGGCUUAAGGCGAUGGAGAUCCCCACGCUCAAGCACUUGCUGCUGAAGCGGAUGCGCGGCGUGACGGAAACCGGGCUCGUGAGCUUUGUCCAGGGACCCAGCAGUCGGAAAUUGCGGACGCUGACCCUCAGCCGGAGCCCUGCGGCGACGGACGAGGCCCUGUCGCAGGUCGCGCGGCACGCCGUGAGCCUGCGCGCGAUCACCCUCUCGCGCUGCUCGCGCGUCACCAACAAGGCCCUCCAGGAGAUCGCCUUGCGCAGUCCCUCGCUGCAACACCUGACCCUACUCUGCUGCCCGGGUAUUGGCGACCAGGGUCUAGAGUUUGUGCUCAGCAGACGGUCAGACACGCUCGAGAAGCUGUGCGUGAGCAAGUGCAAGGGCGUGAGGGACGGCCAGGCGUUGGCGCUUGCCGGGCCGUGCAACUCGAUGCGCGUGCUGGAGCUGUCGGGGCUACCGCAUAUGACGGACAAGUGCCUGGCGGCGGUCGUGCGGGCGUGCCCGAACCUGCAGGAGGUGGACUGUUCAAAGAGCCCAAAGGUGGGAGACGUGGGAGCGAUGGCGCUCGCGCAGACUUGCAGUCGUUCCCUCAAGAACGUGUCGUUUCGGGGGUGCAGCAAAGUCACCGACAAGUCUCUCGCGGCGCUCUCCUUGUGCAAGUUGAAGGUCCUGGUGCUCUCGGGGUGCAGCAUAAGCGAUACUGGGCUCGUUGGCCUUAUGAGGUCAACAUGUGGUCGGAACUUGAUAAGCCUGUCGGUCUCAAAGUGCGUCCACGUCACUGACGCGUGCCUGCCGCAGCUCGUUAACAACUUGAAGAAUCUCUGGUCUCUGGACAUCCGAAGAUGUCCGCAGAUCACGAGGCAAGGGAUUAGGCUGCUGAAUACGGGCCGGUUUGGCGCUAAGUGCACGAUUCUGGAUUCCCACCAUAGUAGUGCUUCCGGUUGCGAGAAGGCAGGUGUAGAGUGUGCAAGCGGAAUGAGUUCUCCGUCAUCUCAAACGGAAUGCCGGACGAAUAGGAAGAGAAGUGUCACUGCGGAGAAGCCGUGCAGCAGGCCGCACUCGCAGCGAGCGUCAUGGAAGAUUCUAAUGCAGUAGAACACACCACUAUAUAGAGUAUACAGAGUGCAAAGUACCGGCUUUUAAGGGGUUAAAUAUUUCCAAGAAGCAAUGUGUCCUCAAGUUGGCCAAUUCCUUGUUGGCAACCACUUUUGAAUGGUGUUGGUCAGGGCAAUAUGUUCGCCUGGCCUUCUUUUGACCGAGUAUGGAG
Klebsormidium nitens is the source of this 2524-nucleotide messenger RNA. Lineage: Eukaryota; Viridiplantae; Streptophyta; Klebsormidiophyceae; Klebsormidiales; Klebsormidiaceae. The record is from the annotation of a GenBank genome assembly.